AUGGUUGCCGCGCCGCGCCACGUUCUUGUCAUUACGUUGGUUUCUGUCGUCGACAUUCUUUCUGUAUUGACAAACCGGACACCAUCCAGCGGUCAACAAUUUGCCCCUCAGCUUAAUAUACCUACGGCCGCUCCAUUUCGAUCAGAACCUGCUCUAUACAUAGUAUUCGAUAUGGCUGGAUCAUUCUCGAAGAAAGGCUCGACGCCAUCUAAACAGUCUUUCAGGUCCAAGCAACAAGGCUCUGUGAAACGGAAUAGUAGUCUCCUGAACUUUUUCCAGAAGGCGGACGGCCCGCCGCAAGCCACGUCUCGACAGUCUCGGAUUACGCAAUUUGCAACGAAAGCAGACCGACCGACGGGUAGCGGGCAGGGCAGUUCGUCACUGCGACGGGAGGAUAGCUCGAAGAGUAACGGUGGUGGCGGGUUGUUCUUAGAUGAUCGGAAUGGGAAGAAGCCAGUCUCGAUAGAUCCUAGUACGCCCCCGCGGUCUCGGUCUCGGACACCUGACGAUAUCUGGGGUGAAGAUGAUGGGGAUCUAGUGGCUCCAAAGGAAGAGGAAAGGUAUAACGAGAAUGGGUCUGCGGUUAAGAAGCGUAAGGUUGAGUCAGAGUCAUCCUCCCCUCGGACCGAUCAGGUGAAAGAUGAAGCCUCUGCGACAAUGCCUGCUCCCGCAAAAUUGCGACAGGUUAGCGGGCCGUUCAUCGAUGAGUCUGAUAGUGAAGAGGAUAUGGGGGCGUUUGGAGAUUUCGGUAACGAGCCAGCGGUCUUGACAAAGGCCGAAGCCAAGAAGGACGCAACGGGCGUUGAUAAUGACCGGAACGAUGAUGAUCGAAACUCCGAUGUCGCCGUACCACCACUGGUAAGAGAAGCCACGAGCCAUAUCGAAGAUGAUGAACUUGCGAAUUUUGACGAUCUAGAAGAGAACGAUUUCGGAGGGAAAGAAGGACUAUUAGACCAGGAAAACGACGACGACGAAGAAGAAGGACCCGAAGAGAUGGUAUUUGGUUUCGACGAUUCGAACGAUUCGCCAGCUCUAGAGGAGUGCGAUGUGGAUCCUGGCGGCAGUGUAGCAGUGUGCCCAAUAUGCCAGAUCGAGUUGGUAGGCUUGAGUGACGUUGACAUGUCGGUGCAUGUCAAUGAUUGCCUUGAUGGGAAACCUACAGCUGUUUUACCAAAACCGAAGCUCGACACACCGGUAAAGGCGCUGACGCGUGCAGAACUCGCUUCCGUUGCAAGACCACCGCAAAAUGAUCCAUACUCCCCCGGCACAUCCAAGACAGCAUCCGCUUUCUCGAAGCUUAUGGCAGGUAAUGCGGAAGAUACAGCAUGGACAGUCGCGGCGGCCAGCGAAGUUAAGUCUAGGGGCAAGCAGGCAUAUCAGCGAACGUGUCCAUUCUACAAGAUUAUCCCAGGAUUCUCGAUCUGUGUGGAUGCUUUUCGUUAUGGAGCAGUCGAAGGAUGCAAUGCCUACUUUUUAAGUCAUUACCAUAGUGAUCACUACAUAGGCCUCACGGCCUCAUGGCGCCAUGGACCCAUUUACUGCAGCAAAGCCACUGGCAAUCUAGUCCGCCAACAGCUCAAGGUGGACCCGCGAUGGGUGGUGGAUUUAGAAUUCGAGAAGACUACGCAGGUCCCCAAUACUGGUGUUCAAGUUACUUUGAUCGAGGCCAACCAUUGCCCUGGAAGCGCCAUUUUCCUCUUUGAGAAGGCCAUGGGGUCUGGCCCGUCCAAGAGGAUUCAACGGGUCCUCCAUUGUGGCGAUUUCCGAGCAUCUCCUGCCCAUGUACAACACGCCCUUCUUCGCCCCGAGGUAGUCGACUCCGUCACGGGACAGAAACGGCAACAAAGGAUAGACGUGUGCUACUUGGAUACUACUUAUCUCAGCCCCAAGUACUCCUUUCCCAGUCAAAUCGAUGUCAUCGAAGCCUGUGCGGAGCUCUGUGUUAGCCUUGACCGAGGGGAGGACGAGGGCCCUGCUCCGUGGCAGUCACAAAAGGGAAAUAAAGGAGGCGGGAGUAUCAUGAGUAAAUUUUUCAACUCUGUGACAGGAUCGGGGAGGUCACAGGAGAGAUCGUCUAGCCCGCAAAGCCGAUUGUUGAUCGUCAUCGGCACGUAUAGUAUCGGUAAGGAGCGCGUCUGUCUAGCCAUUGCCCGAGCCUUGAAGAGUAAGAUUUAUGCCACUGCGGGCAAGCAACGAGUGUGCGCUUGCCUGGAGGAUGCCGAGCUUUCUUCGUUGUUAACGGAUGACCCCGUGGAGGCCCAAGUGCAUAUGCAGACGCUGUUCGAGAUUCGCGCAGAAACCUUGGCCGACUAUCUGGAUUCGAUGAAGCCGCACUUCACUCGUGUGGUAGGAUUCCGCCCGACAGGAUGGACAUACCGUCCACCCACAGAGAGGAUGUUGGACAACCCACCCGUCUCGACGGUGCUACAUUCUGCUCAUUGGCAGACGCCUUUCACCGCACGCGACCUGGUGCCCCAGCGCGGAAAAUAUGAUUGGGAGCUCAACCCCUUCACACCUUGGCGACAUAGUAACAGCAUAGAAAAGUGUAGGAGAAUUAUUACUGGUGGUGUCCUGUUCACCACCAAUGAGAGAGCCGGCAAACUGAUGGCGACCAACAGAACCGUGGUGUCCUGCAUUAUCCCGUCUUGCUGGAGAAGUAAAACAAGGACAAUACCCACCAUGAUUGCCGAGCUCCUGACGCCAACCGGCGCAGCGUAUGUGCUCACCGCCGCCGUCUUCGUGUACUAUAUCCUGCCCUACCUGCAGCUAUGGCGCUUACGCGAUAUACCCUCGCCCGGCUUCGCCGGCUUCUCCAACCUGUGGUUGAUGCUGCAGGCCCGCCAGGGGCACCGCUUCCUCACCGUCGACAACGCCCAUAAGAAAUAUGGUAAACUCGUGCGCAUUGCACCCAGACAUAUCUCUGUUGCCGACGACGAGGCUAUCCAGGCGAUCUACGGACACGGAAAUGGAUUCCUUAAGGCUGACUUUUACGAUGCCUUCGUUUCUAUCCGCCGCGGUCUCUUCAACACCCGCGACCGCGCUGAACACACCCGCAAGCGCAAGACCGUGAGCCACACCUUCUCCAUGAAAUCCAUUGGCCAAUUCGAACAAUACAUCCACGGUAACGCCGAGCUCUUCGUGAAACAAUGGAACCGCCUCGCCGAUACUCAGGCCAACCCCAAGACCGGCUACGCGACUCUCGACGCCCUGAACUGGUUCAACUACCUCGCCUUCGACAUCAUCGGUGACCUCGCCUUUGGUGCCCCCUUCGGCAUGCUGGAGAAGGGCCAGGACAUUGCUGAAAUGCGCAUGAACCCGAGCGACAAGCCCAGCUAUGUGCAGGCCGUCGAAGUCCUCAACCGCCGUGGUGAAGUCUCUGCUACCCUGGGUGCCUGCCCCAGUCUCAUUCCCUGGGCGAAGUUUAUCCCCGACCGUUUCUUCAAGGAUGGACUCGAGGCCGUGCAGAAUCUGGCUGGUAUUGCGGUCGCGCGGGUGAAUGAGCGUCUUCGGCCGGAGGUUAUGGCUAACAACACUCGUGUGGAUUUGCUGGCUCGUCUGAUGGAGGGCAAGGAUUCCAAUGGAAACAAGCUCGGCCGCGAGGAACUUACAGCCGAGGCGCUCACGCAGCUGAUCGCCGGUUCUGAUACCACGAUAUGUCAUUCCCCGCUCCCCCUAACCCCCUUGCACUACGUGCCCUGGCCAAAAGCUAACCAAGAGAACAGUCUCCAAUGGGUCAUCUGGGAAACCAUGCGUAUCCACAGCACUUCCGCCAUGGGCCUUCCCCGUGAAAUCCCCGCCGGCAACCCCCCCGUCACAAUUUCAGGCCAUACCUUUUACCCCGGCGAUGUCGUCUCCGUGCCCAGCUACACCAUCCACCGCUCCAAGGAAAUCUGGGGUCCCGAUGCCGAGCAGUUCGUCCCCGAACGCUGGGAUCCCAAGCGUCUGACUGCCCGCCAGAAGGCCGCUUUCAUCCCCUUCAGCACUGGUCCCCGUGCCUGUGUCGGCCGGAACGUCGCGGAGAUGGAGCUGCUCGUCAUCUGUGGAACUGUCUUCCGUCUGUUUGACUUUGAAAUUCAGCAGGACGGACCCAUGGAGACGAGAGAGGGAUUCCUCCGGAAGCCUUUGGGACUCAUGGUUGGAAUGAAGAGGAGGAGUGUUGCUGUUUAG
Molecule: messenger RNA, 4167 nt
Organism: Aspergillus bombycis
Lineage: Eukaryota; Fungi; Ascomycota; Eurotiomycetes; Eurotiales; Aspergillaceae
Product: DNA cross-link repair protein PSO2
Exons: 9
Coding region: 1-4167 (1388 amino acids)
Biological process (GO): double-strand break repair via nonhomologous end joining; interstrand cross-link repair; protection from non-homologous end joining at telomere
Molecular function (GO): iron ion binding; heme binding; monooxygenase activity
Source: RefSeq, a predicted model, not a curated record